Molecule: messenger RNA, 615 nt
Organism: Lycium barbarum (goji berry)
Lineage: Eukaryota; Viridiplantae; Streptophyta; Magnoliopsida; Solanales; Solanaceae
Exons: 1
Coding region: 1-615 (204 amino acids)
Source: RefSeq, a predicted model, not a curated record
AUGAUGCAAAACUGGUAUCAAAAUGGGAGAUACAUGCUAACGCCAAAGGGAACUUACUCAGUUACAAUGAGCUACAAUGCAAUGUUAGGAAGCCUGAGGAAAAUGCAGGAAGUUGAUUUGGUAUGGACUAAAGUAAUGUUACCUAAGCAGAGAUUUAUUGUAUGGCUUGCAAACCAAGAAAGGCUACUAACGAAGGAGAGAUUACUCAGAUUGCAUAUACCAGUUGAUGAUGAAACAUGCUGGUUGUGUGAAGAAGGAAUACUGGAAACUCAACAACACUUGUUUGCUGAGUGUUCAUGGACAAUGGAAGUCAGGAACAAGUUAGUAGCAUGGUCGGGAGUACAAAUGCAGCGGAAUGGAGUAAAACAAACAAUAAAAUGGAUCAAGAGGAGAUCAUGGAGCCAACUAAAGAAAGAGCUGAUCACAGGUAUAUGGGGAGCCAUGAUAUAUCAUAUAUGGCAAGCUAGGAACAGGAAGCAGUUCAGAAAUGUAAGUAUAACUACAAGUUUCAUUGUUGAGCAGAUACAAAAGGAGAUUCGACACAGAGUUGAGGGGAUUUUGGGUACAAAAAGAGUUGUUAGAUGUGCUAGUUUACUUCAAAGAUUAUGUAAUUAG